This is a messenger RNA of Drosophila ficusphila, 479 nucleotides long. It is a transcript of the gene ksh, whose product is annotated as protein kish. Gene Ontology annotation, biological process: protein secretion; intracellular transport. Lineage: Eukaryota; Metazoa; Arthropoda; Insecta; Diptera; Drosophilidae. The record is from RefSeq and is a predicted model, not a curated record. The transcript has 3 exons. The coding region runs from base 126 to 344 and encodes 72 amino acids.
GUAAAUGGAUAUCGAACCAGUACCCUGUCCGAUUUUAAAACCAGUUCGCGGGCCCCCAACAUCUGGCACGUCACUCGUUCACAGUUUGUUGUCAUUGCCAAGCUAGGAUUCAUAUUCGUAAAAUCAUGAGUGCCCUGUUCAACUUCCAAAGCCUGCUGUCAGUGAUCUUGCUGCUGAUUUGCACCUGUGCCUACCUACGCUCCCUCUUUCCCAGCAUCAUCGAUCGCAACAAAACCGGUUUCCUUGGCACCUUCUGGAAGCUGGCGAGGAUCGGGGAGCGUAAAUCGCCGUGGGUGGGAGCUGCUUGUCUGAUCAUGGCCUUCACCGUUCUCUUCUGGAGUUGAGUGGCAAUUCCUGGCCUAGAUAUCCCUAUCCUGACGGCGAAUUGCAUCGUAAAAUACUUCCCACUUUAAAGGACUGUGUAAAUACAAGCUGAGUUCUGCAGCACUGAUUAGCCAUUUUGGCCCUUCACAACACUA